Phyllopteryx taeniolatus (common seadragon) is the source of this 4695-nucleotide messenger RNA. RefSeq names its product formin-like 3 (gene fmnl3). Gene Ontology annotation, cellular component: cytosol. Gene Ontology annotation, biological process: cell migration; regulation of cell shape; cortical actin cytoskeleton organization. NCBI's taxonomy places the organism in Eukaryota, Metazoa, Chordata, Actinopteri, Syngnathiformes, Syngnathidae. Gene Ontology annotation, molecular function: actin filament binding; small GTPase binding. The transcript has 26 exons. The coding region runs from base 402 to 3590 and encodes 1062 amino acids. The record is from RefSeq and is a predicted model, not a curated record.
CACAACAAUAAUGAAUGGAAACACGUCGGAGCCAAGAAAGAAAGUCAAGCAGCAACUGUGCUGCUCGCGAUUUUGAAAGUUAGAUGCGAAACACCAGCGGAAAGAAAAGCGGAAAUUUAGACCCGUGGCGGAAAACAGUACCAUAGAAGACGGGACUGUAAACGCGUGAAUAAAUGGCAUUUGGAUUUAGUAAAACGAGACUACUGCACUGUCAGUUUUUACAUGGGAGAAGUGGAUCGUUUGGAUUAUUGCGUUGAUUACAUCACUGGAAUAUUUGGGGAGAUUUAAAAAAAAACAAACAAAAUAUAUACAUAUUAUUAUUACCUGACUUGGAUUAAUUUAAAAACAGUUUUGCGACGUGUAUAAUAAAAGAGGAUACGACACUGCUGUGACAGGAAAAAAUGGGUAAUAUUGAAAGUGUGGACGGCCACUCGGAGAUGAAGCAUCACAUAAUGCCCCUGAAGGUGCCCAUGCCGGACCCCACCGAGCUAGAGGAGAAGUUCGCCAUCGUUUUGAACUCUAUGAACCUGCCUCCAGACAAAGCUCGGCUCCUCAAGCAGUAUGACAACGAGAAGAAGUGGGACCUGAUUUGUGACCAAGAGAGGUUUCAAGUGAAGAAUCCACCACACACUUACAUCCAGAAAAUACGAGGCUACUUAGAUCCUGGUGUCACCAGAAAGAAGUUCCGUAGGAGGGUCCAGGAGUCUACCAAAGUCUUAAGGGAGCUGGAGAUAUCUUUGAGGACAAACCACAUUGGGUGGGUCAGGGAGUUCCUCAACGAUGAGAACAGAGGUCUUGAUGUCUUGGUGGAGUACCUCUCCUUUGCCCAAUGUGCUGUCAUGUUGGAUUUUGAGGGGCUGGAGAAUGGGGAGGAUGGCUUUUUGGAGAAAGCUAAAUCUUGGAGCAGGUCCAUAGAGGAUUUGCAUCAUAUGAGCACUCAGCCCUUCUGCAACACACUGGUGCGGUCGGCCCGCCAGUCUGUCCUCCGCUAUGGCUCAGUCUCCAGCAGCAAAACCAUCAAGAACUCCCGACUUGUAAGCCAGAAGGAUGAUGUGCAUGUUUGCAUCAUGUGCUUGAGAGCCAUUAUGAACUACCAGUAUGGCUUCAAUAUGGUCAUGUCUCAUGCACACGCUGUCAAUGAAAUUGCUCUCAGUUUGAACAAUAAGAGUUCACGGACAAAAGCCUUGGUCCUUGAGCUGCUGGCUGCCGUCUGCCUCGUUCGAGGAGGUCACGAGAUCAUCCUGUCAGCGUUUGACAACUUCAAAGAGGUGUGUAAGGAGAAGCAUCGUUUUGAGCGCCUGAUGGAUUACUUCCGCAGUGAGGAGGGGAACAUCGACUUUAUGGUUGCUUGCAUGCAGUUCAUCAACAUUGUUGUGCACUCAGUGGAGGACAUGAACUUCCGAGUCCACCUGCAGUUUGAAUUCACCAAACUAGGACUGGACGACUAUCUGGAGAAAUGUAAACACACUGAGAGUGACAAGCUGUCGGUGCAGAUCCAGGCCUAUCUGGACAACGUGUUCGACGUGGGUGGUCUGCUGGAAGAUGCCGAGACCAAGAAUGCAGCACUGGAAAAGGUGGAGGAACUGGAGGAGCACCUGUCUCAUGUGACCGAAAAGCUUCUGGAGGUUGAGAAUGAAACGAUGAUGAAGGUGGCUGACUUGGAGAAGGUGCUCCUCCAGAAGGAUAAAGAUCUUCAAGCAAUACGGGAGACGUACGAGUCGACCAACACGCAGGUCAACACCCUGAGAAGGGUGAUCAAGGAGAAGGAUGCCGCCUUCCAGAGGCACUUCAACAUUGAGAGGCGACUCCUGGAGCUGGAGCAACAAGGCACCAUCCGCCUGUACAAGAAGCCCGAUGGAGACAUUGCCAUCGAGCCGCUCGGCGUCGGGGGAUCGGGCGUGGCGGGCAGCACCGGCGUCGGCAUCCCGCCGGCUGACAUCAGGGCUCUAUCUUUGGGUUCAACGGCGGCCAUAACGGAACCAGGGGUACUUGAUCCCAGUUUGCCUCCAGCCAGUGAAGCUCCACCCCCACCUCCUCCACCACCUCCGCCUCCUCCUCCACUUCCUUCUACCACAAGCCAAAGUGCACCUGUUCCACCGCCACCACCACCACCUCCUCUCGCGCCUCCUCUCCCUGAUGCCUCUCCUUCAGUUAUUCUGAGCGUGGGUCUCUCAGCUAUUAGGAUUAAGAAGCCCAUCAAAACUAAGUUCCGCCUGCCUGUGUUUAACUGGACUGCCCUGAAACCUAAUCAGAUCAACGGCACCGUUUUUAAUGAGAUUGAUGAUGAACGGGUGCUAGAGGAACUGGAUUUGGAGAAGUUCGAGGAGCUGUUUAAAACGCGCGCGCAGGGUCCAAUUGUGGACCUGUCGUGCACAAAGAGCAAAGUCGCUCAGAAGACGGCAAACAAAGUGACGCUGCUCGACGCCAAUCGCUCCAAGAACUUAGCCAUCACGCUGAGGAAGGCCAACAAGACCACAGAGGAAAUCUGCAAAGCAAUAGAGAAAUUUGACCUGAAGGCCUUACCCGUGGACUUUGUCGAGUGUCUGAUGCGCUUCUUGCCCACGGAGGCCGAGGUCAAAGUGCUUCGGCAGUACGAACGGGAGCGGCGUCCGUUGGACCAGCUGGCUGAGGAAGACCGCUUCAUGCUCUUGUUCAGCAAGAUCGAGAGGCUCACACAGAGGAUGAACAUCAUCACCUUCGUCGGGAAUUUUGUUGACAACGUCAGCAUGCUCACUCCGCAACUCAACGCAAUCAUCGCUGCUUCCGGCUCGGUCAAAUCCUCGCCAAAGUUAAAAAGGAUGCUCGAGAUUAUCUUAGCCUUGGGCAACUAUAUGAACAGCAGCAAGCGAGGGUGCGUUUACGGCUUCAAAUUGCAAAGUCUUGAUCUGCUGCUGGACACCAAGUCGACAGACAGGAAAAUGACGCUGCUCCACUACAUAGCUCUCAUUGUGAAGGAGAAAUAUCUGGAGCUGGCCAACUUCUACAAUGAGCUGAAUUUUGUGGAUAAAGCUGCAUCAGUGUCGCUGGAAAAUGUUCUGCUGGAUGUGCGAGAGCUGGGAAAAGGCAUGGAGCUGAUCCGGAGAGAAUGUAGCCUCCAUGACCACUCGGUCCUUAAGGGCUUUGUACAGGCGAGUGACGCCCAGCUGGACAAGCUGCAGAGGGAUGCCAAGACUGCAGAGGAAGCCUUCAAUAAUGUGGUGAACUACUUUGGAGAGAGCGCCAAGACCACUCCACCCUCUGUCUUCUUUCCCGUGUUUGUGCGCUUUAUCAAGGCCUACAAGGAUGCCGUGGAGGACAACGCACAAAGGAAAAAGCAGGAGGAAGCCAUGAGGGAAAAGUUACUGGCUCAAGAGGCUAAACAGCAUGACCCGAAGGUUCAGGCCCAGAAAAAGAGGCACCAGCAGCAGGAGCUGAUCGCAGAGCUGCGCAAGCGUCAGGCCAAAGACCACCGGCCCGUCUACGAGGGCAAGGACGGCACCAUUGAGGACAUCAUCACAGUACUGAAGAGCGUGCCCUUCACAGCCCGCACGGCUAAACGCGGCUCACGGUUCUUCUGUGAAGCCAACCUCUGCGAUGACGCCAACUGCUAGCCCCUCCCCCUUUAACGCCAAGAUCUGAGAAACCAGCCUUACCUGCGAGCAGAUGCCUUGAUCCGGAAUGGUUGGAAGAGACCCUAAACCACUUAUUCAUCACUUAUAACCCACUACACCCCCCCCCCCCCCCCCUUUCCCCCUUUUGUUUUAACCUUCCUGGCCAUGUUUGAGGCUGCACAUCACAAAGACUGAAAAGAAAUGAGGACAGAAGCCUUGUUUUAGCUGGGUAAUUUAUUUAUUUAUAGAGGCCUUUUUACAGCCACUUUAAGUGAAGCACAAGGGACCAUUCACUUCAAGACUUUCCCCGCUCUGUUUGAGUCAGCCAUUGAGAUGAUGUCGCAUACAGCACAGGUGGGCUGAUCCCCGCGCAUCUUUACCCAUUCAACUGCACACAGACAUGGACGUCAAGGAGCGGCGAUGCAGCGGCUGGGAUAUUUUCUUUUUUUUUUUUCUUUUUUUUUGCAAAAACUCAAAAAAUUAAACAUGCUUACUGCAUGGGCCAUUCGGGGACCCCUCAUCUGAGGCCAUGUCUUAUCAGUGCUUAUUUUGGGCAGUUGUAUGCAUAUAUCUAGGUAGUUCUGCUACACAAAACCGAAAAAAAAAAUACUUGUGCUUCGUAUGUGCCUUUGGUGUAAACAGUGUUGUCUUAAUAUUUGUAUCGUAUUUUACACCUUUUAAGAAUGUAUUUCUAUCUUGGACUUAAUAGUAGCCUUAUGAUACUGAAAUCAAUAUGCAAAAGUGCAGUUCUUUCAGAAUGUAGAGGGAACCAAAAAGAGUGACUUGCUUUAAAUGUCACACGUGCCUUGUCUGAGUUUGACAACACUUUCUGCCACACAAAGUGACACUUUAGAAGUGACUCGUGUAUGAAGAAGAUUGCUGGUGGACUGCUGUUAGCCAGUGUGCUGACGAAUGAAGGAUGUUUUCUUUUUUUUUUCUAAUCCCUUAUCUCAGUGAAGAUGAAGUGACCAUUUUACACUAAUGCCAAUGACCAUAUAUAAAGCUGACUUAUUAAUGUACAAUCAAUUCAAGACAUUUACGAGAAAAAUGAUGUGGCAUCAAUUAUUUUCUGUGUAAUAAAGAUGACAAAUUAUGGAAAAACAUG